Messenger RNA from Galeopterus variegatus (Sunda flying lemur), 1913 nucleotides. RefSeq names its product ER membrane protein complex subunit 10 (gene EMC10). The transcript has 8 exons. Bases 40 to 831 code for a protein of 263 amino acids. The record is from RefSeq and is a predicted model, not a curated record. Gene Ontology annotation, cellular component: EMC complex. NCBI's taxonomy places the organism in Eukaryota, Metazoa, Chordata, Mammalia, Dermoptera, Cynocephalidae.
UGCUCACGGCCGCCCUUUGGCUGGUGGGACGGGGUCGAGAUGGCGGAGGCCGUCGCUGGGGCAACUCGGCUCCUCCUGCUCUUGCUGAUGGCGGCAGCAGCGCCCAGCCGGGCCCGGGGCAGCGGGUGCCGAGCUGGGGCCGCUGCGCGGGGGACCGGAGCAGAAGGCCGAGAGGGUGAGGGCUGUGGCAUAGUAGGGCUGCUGCUGGAGCACUCGUUCGAGAUUGAUGACAGCGCCCACUUCCAGAAGCGGGGCUCACUGCUGUGGAACCAGCAGGAUGGCACCUUGUCCCUGUCACAGCGGCAGCUCAGUGAAGAGGAGCGGGGCCGACUCAGGGAUGUGGCAGCCCUGAAUGGUCUGUACCGUGUCCGGGUCCCACGGCGGCCAGGGGCCCCUGAUGGCCCAGAAGCUGGAGGCUAUGUCUCCUCCUUUGUUCCCGCGUGCUCCCUGAUGGAGUCACACCUCUCGGACGAGCUGACCCUGCAUGUGGAUGUGGCUGGCAAUGUGGUGGGUGUGUCAGUGGUGACACACCCUGGGGGCUGCCGAGGACACGAGGUGGAGGACGUGGACCUAGAGCUGUUCAAUACUUCAGUGCAGCUGCAGCCGCCAGUCACGGCCCCAGGCCCCGAGACAGCAGCCUUCAUUGAGCGCCUGGAGAUGGAGCAGGCACAGAAGGCCAAGAAUCCCCAGGAACAGAAGUCCUUUUUUGCCAAAUAUUGGAUGUACAUCAUUCCUGUUGUCCUGUUCCUCAUGAUGUCAGGAGCGCCAGAUGCGGGGGGCCAGGGUGGUGGUGGUGGUGGGGGUGGUGGUGGAGGAGGCAGUGGCCGGUGAGGGGACUGGGGCUGGUUAGUGUUCUGGCCUCUUUCACCCAGGGGAUUCCCUUCCUGCUCAGAAUUCUCUGUGUCCUUAGUUAUGCCAAGAAGGAUUUGCUGACCCCUCCCAUCUCCCCAUCACAUGAGGGUAGAAGGACGCCCCCUCCCCAGGAGCCAUCUGGCCACCUGGGAGAGCCCCUUGUCCUCUGGACGUCUGUGUUACUGUUGGUGGAAGAGUGGCUGGUUCAGGCCCCUUUGACACUGGCACCCAUGUCUGCUGCAGUCCCACCUCCCCUGGAGCCCUGCUGCAGCCCCAGGGUCUUCCCUUUGCCCAUGGGAGAGUCUAAGCUUCUGGGCCACUGUGCCAGCUCUGACCUCGUGUCUCCCUUAGACACCUGCCCAAAACCCUGCAGUUUGGGAACAUGCCGAGUUCUCUCCAGUCUCUGUGCCUUUCAGUUCCUUAUGAUGUCAGGAGCACCGGAUGCUGGGAGCCAGGGCGGGGGUGGUGAUAGUUUUCUCAUGCUGCCUGCUCCCAGCCAGGAUCGAUGCUCUGUCCAGGCUCCCAUGGCUUCCCCCUCUGUCGUCUGACACUGUACUCUCCCGUCUGCCUUCCCUGGAGGGUGCCUGAGCCACCUCCACCUCCAGGUGGGCUGGCCACUGCACCCUGGGCUGGACUUCUCCUCCCAGCCAGGCUCUUGGUCUAACCUCACUUGCCCAGUGCAGAUAAAACAUCCCUUCCUUCAGGGCUCCUGGACCACCAUAGGCCUUGAAGAAAAAGGAUGUUUAAAGUAAACAAACAAAAAACUGAGUUAGUGGAAUCAAGGGCCAGAUGAUAUAAAUAGAAUUUCUGCCAUGGCUCAGCCUGGGACUUUAGGAGAGGACUGCCAGUGCUGGGCCUUUGCUGUUUAUACCCUCCCCCAACCCCUGCGCCUUUUGUCUAUUUAAAAACAUUGAUGAUAUAUUGAAAUGCGUAGAUGUUUGGAAAAGCUACUGCUUCUAGCAGUCAAGUGCAACUGUUGUUUUGACUCCACGAUGGCUAUGGUGUACAGGCUUUGUUGAAUUCCGCUGUUCACUUAAUAUAUUAUUCAGAAACCAAAAAAA